AUGCUAUGUCCAGCAGACAUAUACUUUAUGAAUGAGGACGAUCUAAAUGAGAUACUAGAAAGUGAAAAGGCCAGCUUAAGUGGACAUGAGGAUAAACUUUCUAGUGAUAUUACAGAUACCGAAGACAAUUUGAGCAUCGAGUCAGACGGAAACAGCUUCGAUUCGAGAAGCGAUGACGAGGCGUGGCUUAGAGAACAUGAGGAUGUACUUUCUAGUGGGUUUACAGAUACCGAAGAUGAUUUGAGCAGCGAGUCAGACGGAGACAGCUUCAAUUUGAAUAGUGACGAGGAAGCAUGGCUCUGGGUACCUGGGAUCGAUUUUCGCGACUUCAAAUCUGACUGGUUUUUAUUGCGAAUAAAACUGUGGAGAGAACUGGGUUACGGAAAAGACCGGUUUCUUAAUGAUAGGAUUCAACAUAUAUGGCAGAGAAGUUUUGAAAUCGAGACUGUUGGCUGGCCUGUUUUACCCCUAGGAAUUCUUGCAGAUCCACAGUCAUGUUAA
Talaromyces rugulosus is the source of this 501-nucleotide messenger RNA. RefSeq lists its product as uncharacterized. The record is from RefSeq and is a predicted model, not a curated record. The transcript has a single exon. NCBI's taxonomy places the organism in Eukaryota, Fungi, Ascomycota, Eurotiomycetes, Eurotiales, Trichocomaceae. Bases 1 to 501 code for a protein of 166 amino acids.